GGGAUUGGGAAGGAUAAACACGAAGAAGAAACUCGUGGAUCUCCUCCGCACCCAAGCCCACACCCAGAAGAGAAAGAAGAAGAAGCAGAAGAAGAAGACGGUGAACAAGGGUGGACAUCCCCAAACUGCGGCAGAACCAGAAUUGUAAACAGAAUCAGGAGGGUAGCAACCCCAUUGGCGAUUGCAAAAUUUGUGGAAAAGGUAUAUGACAAAACAGUAAAGACCUACGUUUACAGUCUUUAUGGCGGACCCACAUCGAAAAUUCAACUUCCAAAAGAUGAAUGCAAAACAGGUUUGCAUUUGUUACAACCUUUUGUGGUAUUCCAAAUUUUUGUGCCAAGCGGCCAACCUUUGACGUUAGAACUAAGGAUAUCUGAUACAACAAAUACAAGGCGGAAAAUGUAUUUUUCAACAUCGUUCAAUGAUGUCAAAUCCACACCACUUCAUUGUCAGAUUCCAAUUACAAUGGUCAAAAGAGACAUUUGGUUAUCUUUAUCAAUUCACGUUGCAGAUUUUUUCUUGCAUUGUUUCAAAUGCGGGGUGUUUCGUUCCGUGGAUGCAAUAGUAUUGGGACCAGUCUGCAAACUUCGAAAAAUAUUUACAAUGCGCAAUCGAUUGGUUGAUGCAGAAAGGGAUUGCAAUUCAUCUAGUUCUUGUGCAGAAAAUUCUCUACCUCCAGAACAUAUGUUUGCACUUGGUGUAGACAAUGCAAUUCAAGUUUUAGAUACAACUUCUUUGCCAAUGAUCACCAAAAAUUCUUUGGAUCUCUCAAAUGGCACACCAGGGGAUUUAACAAAAACUCAAAGAAACAAAUCAAACAAAUUGGAACCUAGACAGGUACAUGUGGCAUUUGGAUCUAGAAUGCCUUUACCAUUGUCCACAGUUCAAAUCAACACAAAUCUAUUAGGUGACCACAAACUUCAUACCAACAAAUUCCUUCAAAAAGAACAAGAAAGAAGUGAGCCAGAUGGUCAAAACUUUCCUUUUCAAACUGAGAUGUCUUCUAACUCAUGUGAGAAAAAAUUACUGCUGGACACCAAAGUUGAUAAAAACAAAACAAAAACUUUACAGAACCUUUUAAAACAUGCAAAUGCAUUCAACAGAAAUCAUGGAAUGUUAAAAUUCAAAAAAGACCUUUCGAGCAUAUCACAUGAAAAGAAAAACUCAACAAUUGAUGAACAUGUUGAUAUGCCUUCAAACUUGAUUACUUCAACCUCUUUCAAGGCUUCCAAUUGUUCAUUGAAGUUAUCUGCAGCCAACUCUAUUGAUGAUGUGGUACUAACAUCCAUGAAUAAUGAAGACACUUUUGAUUCAAUUCCAAAAGAUGGUCCAACAAUCAACAAUUUGCAAAAGCCAAAAGUUCAUUCAAAGCAAACACCUCGAUUUGAAGCCUUGGAUAUUGCAGCUUUGAAUAUGAAAACAAUUGAAACAAACACUAACAAAGCUAUUGAGCAAGAAUCUCCAACUCACAGCAUGAGGCUACAAGAAGAGUUCAAGUUACACUCUCCAAAAACAGGCUCUAAAAAAUAUUUGAGACGAAGCUGUUAUGUGGCUAGUGAAAAGAAAAAAGAGUAUAAACACAGCAAAUACAUGGAUUCUCCACCAGAGAGCCCUCCUUGUGGUUGGACAAGUCAUAUUGAAGAUGAUGAGGCCCAAAAAAGCUUCAAAAUGCCUUCAUUCUUUAACAAAUCAUUUGCUAGCGGAAAUGAUUUGGAGGUGCCUGAAGAUACACACUAUGCCCAAUCACUUACCUCAGAAGACAUUCAUUCAACAAAAUCUUUGCAUGACUUUGAGAUUGAGUCCAACAUGGCAAAGGAUUUGGCAUGUUCUAAUGAAAAUCAGUAUUGUUUGAACAAUUUGCUAACCAAACAUUCCAUGAAAGACAGGGUGUUACUUGCAUCUAAAAAUGUGGGUGAUUCUACAAAUGAUAGGCUGAGGCCAACAAGACCCACAAAUGAAAUGUUUGAUUUGGGAACCAAUGAUAAUCUUAUGUUUCAUGAUUCUGAGUUUGCCACAACAUUUUCUGAUGAGGUUGAUAGCUUUGGAAGACCAAGUUGGUCAUCCAAUGAUUCUCAACAUGGGCAAGAUUCUCAAGAAAACUUGGAAAACACAUCACAAGAAUUAAAAACACUUGAGAAUGAAGUAAAAAAUGAAGAUAUGGAUGGUCAUGAUUCAAUUGAUUUUGAUGGCAAUACAAUUGAUGGCCAUAUGUACUCUUCCAAAUCAUGUACUAUGGACCAAUCACCACGAUUUCAAAAAGGGUUGAGAGCUUUGACAUUGGAUGCUCAAAAACAUUCAGAAGAAAUGCUCACACCAUCUUCAUCUGAUUCUAUGGAUUCUAUUAAUGAAUGCUUAAAAUCACCAUUUUCAUUGCAAAAUGAAUGUGAACUUGACAAAGAAGAGGAGAUUACAAAUUGUGUGGAAGCAAAUGAUGGUCAACAAAUUACCAUGAACAAUGGGCAUCUUGAUGAAGAUUUAGAUUUAUUAUAUGAUUUCACUUUAGGUUGUUAUUAUGAUCCAAAAACAAAUCGAUAUUAUGAGUUGAAGUAACUCUGAGAAUCAUAUAGACAGCUUGAAUAUUGUUUUUAAACAUGAAUUUCAAAGGAAUUCUAAUCCAGAUGUUAUGUGGUUGAGAAAAACAAGAAAAUACGAACUAUGAUUAUAUUAGCUUUUGUUAGCUUCAAACUGCAUAAAUUAAGUUAGAUUUGGUAGUUUGCUGUAAAAAAUGAAUGCCAAAGGUGCUUGUUUGAUAUAAAAGGUUCAACAAGCCAACAUGUCAAAAGUAAAUGUUACAGUUAUACUUGGGUGGUUUUACCUUUUUAAUAAGUUAUGUAUUUUUUUAAAUCUAUGAUGAUAAUCUUAUACCCUUGACAUUUAUUACCAGGACAAGUUGAUUAAAAUGA
Messenger RNA from Physcomitrium patens, 2903 nucleotides. RefSeq lists its product as uncharacterized. The record is from RefSeq and is a predicted model, not a curated record. Lineage: Eukaryota; Viridiplantae; Streptophyta; Bryopsida; Funariales; Funariaceae.